ACGCUCAUAAAUCAGUUACUAUUCACGGUUGAUCAUAGCAGCGAUCAGACGCCACGGAGCGUAGCUACAGCAUCCUCAACGAGCGAGGGCCCUCACUAAACUCGGGAAGCCUCGACACUCCCCCCCCUCAAUCUACUGUUUUUACGUGUAUACAUACACAGACCAGACACACAUAUAUACAUAUAUCCCGAAUCUUGGGGCCCUUCUCUCAAGUGGGUCACAGGCUCAGCGGAAAAGGGGGAGGCUUGCGCGGACCGAUCUUCCGUGCGUGGCGGCCUACUCCAUCAUUUCGGUCCCAUUCGGCAUCAUUACACCGUUGGCAACGUGCGCGCUUAGCGAAAGUGAUCGCUUCUUUCUCACUCUCUGCCUCUCUCUCACGCGCGGGCGCACGCACGCACCGUCUCGCUGUGGCCAAAUACACACCCGCAGCAGCAUCACAGGACACAGGAACUUCCCUCUGCAAUCAAACGAAGCAGCGCCAAGCACCGGCGGCGUCCCCAGCUCCGGUAAUCCUACCGUACACAGCACAACAACACAGCGCAAUGGAUAGUAAGGACGAGGCGCGCGCACAGUCCCAGCAGGCGGAGGAGGGGGGGCUCGAGCCGACGACCGCCGCCCUGGACCAGCUCGCCCUGUCGCUGCCGCUCGGGAAGAAGCGGGCGGGCCGGGGCGCGGUUGCGAGCGGGCUGACGCACGAGUGCGGCGUGUUCGGGGCGAUUGCGACGGGCGAAUGGCCGACGCAGAUCGACGUGGCGCAGGUCAUCUGCCUCGGGCUGGUGGCGCUGCAGCACCGCGGCCAGGAGUCGGCCGGCAUCGUGACGAGCGAGGGCCACUGCGCGAAGAACUUCAACGUGCACAAGGGCAUGGGCAUGAUCAACAACAUCUUCACCGACGACUCGAUGAAGAAGCUGAAGGGCAACCUCGGCAUCGGGCACACGCGCUACUCGACCUCGGCCGCGUCGGAGGAGGUCAACUGCCAGCCGUUCGUGGUGCACACGGCGCACGGUGCGCUCGCGGUGGCGCACAACGGCGAGCUGGUCAACUGCGAGAGCCUGCGCAAGGACGUGCUGGAGCGGGGCGUCGGCCUGUCCACGCACAGCGACUCGGAGCUGAUCACGCAGGCGCUCUGCCUGAACCCGCCCGAGGGCGAGGUGGACGGGCCGGACUGGCCGGCGCGCAUCAAGCACCUGAUGCAGCUAGCGCCACUCUCCUACUCGCUGGUGAUCAUGCUCAAGGACAAGAUUUACGGCGUGCGCGAUCCGUACGGCAACCGGCCGCUCUGCAUUGGCAAGAUCGUGCCGCUCACGAUCGGCGCCUAUCGCAAUGAGAAGGUCGACAAGCUGCCCGCCGAGGGUUGGGUCAUAUCGAGCGAAAGCUGCGGCUUCCUGUCGAUCGGCGCCCGGUACGUGCGGGAGGUGCAGCCGGGCGAGAUCGUGGAGCUGACGCGCGACGGCAUCAAGACGAUCGACAUCAUCGACUGUCCGGAGAACCGGCGUCACGCGUUCUGCAUCUUCGAGUACGUCUACUUCGCCCGUUCCGACUCGAUCUUCGAGGGGCAGAUGGUGUACUCGGUGCGGCUGCAGUGCGGACGCCAGCUGGCCCGCGAGGCCGGCGUCGAUGCGGACAUUGUCAGCUCGGUGCCGGAGUCGGGUACGGCCGCGGCGCACGGUUUUGCUCGCGAGGCUAAUCUCAACUUUGCCGAGGUGCUGUGCAAGAACCGGUACGUUGGGCGCACCUUCAUCCAGCCGUCGACGCGCCUCCGCCAGCUCGGGGUGGCGAAAAAGUUCGGCGCGCUGUCGGAGAACGUGGCGGGCAAGCGGCUCGUCCUGAUCGACGACUCGAUCGUGCGCGGCAACACGAUCGGCCCGAUCAUCAAGCUGCUGCGGGAUGCCGGCGCCCUGGAGGUGCACAUCCGGAUAGCCAGCCCGCCCCUGCUCUACCCGUGCUACAUGGGCAUCAACAUUCCGACGCGCGAGGAGCUGAUCGCGAACAAGCUGAACGCGGAGGAGCUGGCCAAGUACGUCGGCGCGGACAGCUUAGCGUACCUCAGUGUGGACGGGCUGAAGAAGGCGGUCCAGCUGAACAUGGCGGUGAAGAAGCCGGAACAGGUCGGCCACUGUACCGCCUGCCUCACCGGCGACUACCCGGGCGGGCUGCCGGACGAGCUAGAGUGGUAGUAGUGGUAGAUGCUUUUUCCUUUUCUUUUCCAUUCUUUUUUUUUUUGUAAGCAGUUUAUGUGUAUGUGUGUGUUUUUUUUUUGCUUCUGUUUCUAUUCUGCACUUACAAUGUAAGCACAUAGUGACGUAAUGUAAUCGUACGAUUUUGCGAUGAGAAAAAUAAAUACGCGAGCGAGCGCGAUUUGGCUGGACUUUAUCAACACGA
Messenger RNA from Anopheles arabiensis, 2382 nucleotides. Its product is annotated as amidophosphoribosyltransferase-like. Gene Ontology annotation, molecular function: amidophosphoribosyltransferase activity. The coding region runs from base 543 to 2177 and encodes 544 amino acids. The record is from RefSeq and is a predicted model, not a curated record. The transcript is spliced from 4 exons. Gene Ontology annotation, biological process: purine nucleotide biosynthetic process; purine nucleobase biosynthetic process. NCBI's taxonomy places the organism in Eukaryota, Metazoa, Arthropoda, Insecta, Diptera, Culicidae.